AUGUCUUCUGGUCUUGUCAUGUCCAACGAGCCUAUCCCAGCACCGUUCCGCUCUAUGUGGCUCGCCAUAGUUGCACGUUGCUUGUCGUCGUGGGGCUUUUUCAUCAGUAUCUUCCUGUCUUUCACAUGGAGGCGAUCCCCACCGCCGUCCAUCGAGACAAACGCCGCUCGAUACCGGCGUCUCACACCGCGAAAGAAUCGCAGCAGGGAAGAAGCCCUGAAAGCCCUCGAGGGACAUAGAGUCCCGCCUUGCUCGUGCCAAAAGGAGAAAGAAUCAGGCGGCUUUUUUGCGAAGACUGCGUCGCGCUUCCGUCGACUCUCUAUGCCUAUCAACAAACUUCGGGCAAAGUCUACUAUCACUCGCCCUCGUGCACAAUCAGACCCGACUUCUGACCGUGGUCGCUUCAAGCCAGCUGUUCGCCAGUGCAAGACUUUGCUCCUCGAUGCUGCUGCCAAAUCUACGGCACCGGCUCGUCCAAUCAUCAAAGGCACUCGUACGGCCUUCAGACGCUCGUUAUUCUUCGUCAAGCCGGAGGAAUGCGAAGUCGCUGCAACGACAGCCAAGUUCUUCGAGAAGUGUGGAACACAAACGAAGAAUGCCUUCACCCGCUCCACCGCUGCAAUCUUCGCUGCAUCUCAGAACGGGUUGGCGGCCCCGAAAGCCGAGGUGUUCAUCGAAGAAACCGAGGAAGUACGCCUUGCUUGCGAUGAUGCUUCCGACUCUUCCUCGGAAGGCAGUUCUGAAUGCAAUCCCAGUCCACGCCAGAGACGUCUCUCGAUGCGGGGAAGUAGGUCGACCGUUGUGUGCCUGCAGAAAGAGACGAGCGAUGCAUAA
This is a messenger RNA of Fomitiporia mediterranea MF3/22, 834 nucleotides long. RefSeq lists its product as uncharacterized. The transcript has 2 exons. The coding region runs from base 1 to 834 and encodes 277 amino acids. The record is from RefSeq and is a predicted model, not a curated record. Lineage: Eukaryota; Fungi; Basidiomycota; Agaricomycetes; Hymenochaetales; Hymenochaetaceae.